This is a messenger RNA of Arctia plantaginis, 705 nucleotides long. NCBI's taxonomy places the organism in Eukaryota, Metazoa, Arthropoda, Insecta, Lepidoptera, Erebidae. The record is from the annotation of a GenBank genome assembly.
AUGAAGACGAUAAUAUUUACCGUGUUUGUGAAAAUCGUCACAGCACAAUGUCUUUCGUGUGAUGAUGUACUUGAUUUACCACUAGACGAGAAGGUUUCACUAUCAGCGUUACAAACGAUGUCAGCAAAAGAUAUAGUUCAGUGCUUAGCACAUCUUGGAAAGGAAGAGCUACCGACACCUGAAGCAGAUUUCAUUUGGAAAUCCCUAAUAACAUUUUAUGAUGGCAUAGAACACAUUCCUGAUUCAGUGCUCAUGAUACUCCACUGGGUUACCGCUGCCGUGUCUCCCGAGGAUUACGCCAACAUGUCUUUAAGCAACAUUGAUGUUGUACAGAACUUUGGCCUGUACUACAAGUUAAACGAAGCCCAAAUAGCUGCAAUCGCGAACAGAGUACGCGAAGACUUCGCUGAAAAAGAACCCGAGGACUACACUAGCUAUGACUUAACUGCACUUGGUCAAAUACUCUGUGCUUUUAACAAGAGUGAGAUUGAAAGGAUUAAUCCAUCAGCGUAUAAAGAAACUGCCGCGUUGAUCGGGAAGCUGGAGCGAUGUAAUGGUGAUGCUAUGUCGGGAUUCGCUACUCUUGCAGUUGAGAAACGCGCUUUUGGACCGAGCAGUAACUGGACCGACAAUAUAAUAAAAACAGUUGGAAAAGUGGCAGAUUUUUUGCCAAAGGGAUCGAUAAAAAAAAAAAAACCCGUUUAA